AUGGCUGCGUUGGUCCAGACGAUUCCUCAACAGAACGGUACUGUGACGCUCCUCCAAACUCGUCCAGCAUCAUCAACGGCCCAAAACUCUUUUAUUUCCACUCCGCAAAUCGCACAACCUCACGUGGGCCGUGGACACAGCAUGUCGUUGAGUUCAUAUACUGGCGUGAACAAUUCCGCCAACAGGAACUCGGUGGCUCCUUAUGCCUUUACCAGCACUCCGGGUUUGCUGGCUGGGAAUACUAACCAGCAACGUUCCAUGGCCUGGUCUCCUCAGGUCCGACCAGAUAGUCUUUCAUCCACGUCGCUCUCACAGAAUAACAUCCCCAAUCCCUCGUCACAUUUUGCAGCUGGUUCUGUACCGUCGUCUUCUGGAUCUUCAAACUCCUCUUCUCGACCUUCGUAUAUUUCACAAGAUGAUAGCAUUCUUUCCUCUCGUCGACGGACAACGGAUGUGACUCCUCGACCUUUGUCGACCAUCAACUUAUCGGCCCAGUAUAGCCAUUUAGCCUUGUCUACAUCUACAUCCACUCCCUCUUCUGCUUCUACCUCUCCACCCUCGACCUCGACUCCCUCUAAACCAUUGCCCGACCGCUAUCGACGGGUCAAACGCACCAAUACAGAUGAUAAUACUGCGUCGCAGCCCGCUGUUGCGAUACCUGUUCGAUCCUCUUCCUACGACCUCUCCGCAACCGCAGUGGUUCUGCCGCAGCCAGUACGACCUGCCAUCGUAACGCAUACCCGUACACCGAGUGCAGAUGACGGCCGUGUUGGAAAGCAGUUAAAUCCGGAUGUUGCCAAGCGAUAUCGACGUCGUAGCUGGGCCAAUAUGGACGCAUUUUCCCAGGAGCCUCCGUUGGAUAGCUCUGAUUUAUUCGCCCCGUUACCGGAUCUCAAGUUCACGACUCCAGCAUUGUCACGACCCGCAUCUUCAAACUCGGAAAAGAGCAACUCAGUCGAUGGUCAGGUUGAGAAUAAGACUUCUGUUCCUAAUCUCGACUCCAAAUUCCCAACGAAUGCCUCCCAUAACCCUUCGCCCCUCUCCAACCAAGUGGCAAGCAGCCCUGCUCCUGCUCCUACUCCUACUCCUUCGAAUCCUACUCCGUCCGCGUUGAGCAGUCCUGCCGCACAGCGCCUGGCUGACAUCAGCAAGGCCAGUGCGAAGAAGCCUGGCAAGUCACGCUUACGGAGGGCAUUUUCCUUUGGCAGUGCUGCUGAACUUCGCAAGGUAUCAGUUCAAAACUCUAUGGGUAGACGGGAGGGCGAGCUGUCGGCAAACACUGGCGAUGAAUUGGAUCCCGAGCAAGCUGCUAUCGCUGCACAGCAAGAAGCCAAUGGACUAGGUAAUAAUAUCUAUUCUCACCAGCUAGGCUCGACAGACAAUAUUUCAAUAUCCUCGACCGCAUCUUCUGCGUCUAUUAUGCUCCGGAAGAUGGGCCGGGGAAUGAAGAAAUCCACCCGUUCUCUUGUGGGUCUUUUCCGUCCAAAGUCAGUCCUCAAUGAGAACACAGAGCCAAUGGUUACUGAACCCACGGCUCCUCAGCUGUCAGUGGUCAACAUUGAAGCGGAACGCAAGAUUGUCACAGCCAACCCUGAUCCUCAUGAUCAGAGCGGUGGUGGUACUGUUUUCCCGAAGAUCCAGCCCACAAACGAAAAGUCCAAGGCUGCAGUGGUUGUGAAUAACAACGUGCCAGAUGUCAAUUCUCGCAAAAGUAUUGUCGGAGGAGAACGAGAGCGUGCUGAAGUGUUGGCCGCGGUUAAAAAGGGGAUCUUGAAACGCUCUGGAAGCGCUUCUCCAGUUGCAAAACCUAUGGAGCUUACACCACCACCACAUAUUCCCGACUCACCAAACUCGAGCGCCCCAAGCACACCUGAAGAACACUCACACCGGGUUGGCCAUCGACGAACGGAUACGGUCAAGAUCGAAGGAGAAGACUACUUUAUGACGCAGAACAAAUACGGCUCCGAGUCGAAGAGCGCUCCAAUCACUCCCCAUCCAGCAGCAGCCAAGAGCAUUGUUUUCAGCCCACGCAUCCAAUUCCACGAGACUUGGCCUAGCGGUGAAUACGACCGACGAGGCGAUACCGCGACGUGCAACAAGUUGACUCCUCUAUUGGCUCAGCAGAUCAAGGAGGAGUUGAAUACUUUUAAAAUGGAGAUGGAAGUUCAUGAGACAUCAAAAAUUUACACACAUUUCCUCUAA
This is a messenger RNA of Talaromyces marneffei, 2202 nucleotides long. RefSeq lists its product as uncharacterized. Lineage: Eukaryota; Fungi; Ascomycota; Eurotiomycetes; Eurotiales; Trichocomaceae. Bases 1 to 2202 code for a protein of 733 amino acids. Gene Ontology annotation, biological process: actin cytoskeleton organization. The record is from RefSeq and is a predicted model, not a curated record. Gene Ontology annotation, molecular function: actin binding. The transcript is spliced from 3 exons.